Malassezia pachydermatis is the source of this 1338-nucleotide messenger RNA. RefSeq names its product myosin-like protein nuf2. NCBI's taxonomy places the organism in Eukaryota, Fungi, Basidiomycota, Malasseziomycetes, Malasseziales, Malasseziaceae. Gene Ontology annotation, biological process: meiotic chromosome segregation; attachment of mitotic spindle microtubules to kinetochore; mitotic spindle organization. Gene Ontology annotation, cellular component: kinetochore; Ndc80 complex. Gene Ontology annotation, molecular function: protein-containing complex binding. The transcript is spliced from 4 exons. The coding region runs from base 1 to 1338 and encodes 445 amino acids. The record is from RefSeq and is a predicted model, not a curated record.
AUGAGCGCAGCGCCUGAUCAGAACUAUACAUCCUUCCCUGCUGUAAAGACAGAGGAGCUAUUAUCUGUUCUCCAUGAGCUGGGGCUCGGUGUUACCGCUGAAGACAUUGCCAAGCCACAGGGCGCGAUGGUCCAAAAAGUGUACAUGGCCUUUCUAGAUACCUUGGCAGGCACGAUGCCUGAUACACUGGAGAAGCAGCGUGAUGAUAUAUGCCGUGAUAUGGAUCAUAAGGAUGUGUUUGAAGAUGGUGUGGCAUGGCUCCUGUUUUUCCGCGAAGUUCGUACCAUGAUGGAGGCCGCAACGGUGCACGAUUUCCAACUUCAAGAUCUGACGCGGCCUACACCGAAGCGCUUCAAGCGCCACAUGUCGGCGUUGGUCAACUUUUUCCGGUUCCGUUCGGAUCGACUGGCGGAGUUUGAUGAGUUGGUGCUGGAGACGGAAGAGAUGGAAAAUCGGCGGAUCGAGUUGGAGGAAAGCAUAGAGCGUAUGCGUCAAGAUAUUGAUGCGAUUCUCGCACAACGACAGGCUGAAGAGCCGCGUGUACAGAAGUUGCGCGAGGAAAAUUUGCAGCAUUCCGACCGGCUCUUGCAGAUGAAGAAGGAGCAGAGUCGUUUGUUGGAGGACGUGGAUACCCUCAAAGUAGAAAAGACUGAUGCGAUUCAAAAGCAGACGGAUCUGCAGUACCAGCUUCAGAUCGUUGCCACUGAGCUGAACAAGUUGCAGGCGCGUAUUGUUACGCGACCUGACGAUAUUCGGAGACACCUGGACGAGAUGCAGACGCAGGUUCAGGGUGAGCGGUCGACGCUCGGAGAGAACGAACGCAAGGCGCAGGCGCUGCGUUCCAAGAUGGAUGUCCUUGUACAAUUGGAUGCGGACAUGUCAGCUUGCAUUGCCUCUAUGGACCAGGUUGCUGCCGAUAUGGAACGAACAGCUCGGGAGAGUCGUGCGCUAGAGGAAGCCAAAGCAAGUGUGGCUUCGCAGUCGCAGGAGCAGAUGACGCAAACGCAUCGAAACGAACAGCUAGAUCGCCAAGUGAAGUCUGUGACAGAGCGUUUGGAGCGCGCGCGCGAAGAAUUGGAAAUGAAGCGUGGAGAACGCCAAGCCAAGCUGGAAGCGCUUACGACGCGCUUAAGCGAUGUGUCUAAAGUGCGCAAAGAACGCCAUGCCCUGGCCGAGCUCAAGAACCAAGAAGCCACGCAAAUUGAGCGACAAUUGGAAUCCCUGCUACAAGAACAUGAAGCACACUAUGCGCGUAUGCAGCUCGAGAAGGAUGCCCUAUGUCGUACGGCGGCUGCGUAUAUGGACACACUAGUUCGGUCCUUUUCGUUGCCUACAUAG